UUAUCGUUUUGUAAGAGUCAUGAUAUUUGCCAUUGAAGAGAUUAACCAAAAUCCCAGUUUGCUUCCAAAUAUAACACUGGGAUUCCAGAUCUAUGAUUCGUGCUACACUGAAGUCCGAGCACUACAAGGAGCUUUAUGGAUUUUGACAGGAAACAAAGAAACCAUUCCAAAUUACAGUUGCCACCCUUCAGUCACACAUUCUGCCAUUGUUGGUGAAAUGGCAUCCAGGCUUUCAAUGACUGUAUCAAGAGUGCUGUCACUGUAUCGUUAUCCACAAAUCAGCUAUGGUGCUGUUAUUUCUACCCUCAGUGACAAACAGCAGUUUCCAUCCUUCCUUCGAACAGUUCCAAGAGAUAGCUCAGAACCUUAUGCUUUGGCACAGCUCCUAUGGCACUUCAAAUGGAACUGGAUAGGCAUCAUAUCUUCCAACGAUGACCGUGGAAUACUAAGCAGUCAGGAACUGCGUAAUGAAUUUUUUAAACUGGGUGGAUGCAUUGCUUUCUUGGAAACAGUAUCCUUGCAUAAUUCUAGAAAAUCAAUCCUCAGAGUAGUAGAUGUGGUUAAGGCAUCUUCGGCCAGUGUCAUUGUUGUGUACUGUUCGGCAGAAAAUUUAACACCAUUCAUGGAAAUGGUUGCUAUGCAAAAAGUUACAGGAAAAGUAUGGAUAAGUUCCUCAAGUUGGUCUGUGUCUUCAGAUUUUUCCAGCACUGACAUUCUUAAAGCAUUAAAUGGUAGCAUAGGGAUUGCAUAUGAAAGAGAGGAAAUUCCUGGGCUUAUGGAACACCUCCAGGGUCUUCAUCCAGCCACAUCCACAGAUGAUGUAUUUAUUCAGACUUUCUGGGAGAAGUCCUUUGGUUGCUAUUGGCCUGCAUCUGAAACUAAACUUCAGGGCAGUUCAAACAAAACAUUUUGCACUGGUUAUGAGACAAUGGAGAAUGUAGAUGUUUCCUUGUAUGAUGCUCAUAAUUUCAGUUUUGUCUAUACAGCAUACAAUGCAGUAUAUGCAGUGACCCAUGCUCUGCACAACCUGUUGUCAUGUCAACCAGGGAAGGGGCCUUUUGUAAACCAGUCUUGUGCUCACAUCCUGCAUUUUUGGCCUUGGCAGCUGUUCCAUUACAUAAAAAAUGUCCAGUUUUCAAACAAAGUCGGUGAUGACGUGUUUUUUGAUGAGAAUGGUGACCCUCCAAUUAUAUAUAACUUUCUUAACUGGCAGAUGUUUUCUGAUGGAAGUAGUACAUACAAGAAAGUUGGUGUAUUUGAUUCACGAGCACCUCCUGGAUAUGAACUCAGCAUUAAUGAAAGUGCCAUCUUGUGGUUUGGAGGAUACAAUUGGGUCCCAAGGUCUGUUUGCAGUGAAAGCUGUGUUCCAGGAUACCGCCAGUCAGCCUUUGAGGAUCGCCCUUUGUGUUGCUUUCAGUGCAUACCUUGUCCUUUGGGGGAGAUCACAAACCAAACAGAUUCCAUUGAUUGUCGCAAAUGUCCACAGCACCAGUGGUCCAAUGAACUGCAGGACAGAUGUAUUCCAAAGCAUGUAGAUUUUUUGGCAUUUGAAGAUUUGCUUGGGAUGUCCCUGGCAUUCAUUGCAGUAAUCUGUUCCUUGUUUACUCUAGUCAUCCUUUCACUUUUCAUCAAAUACCGUGAGACACCAGUUGUGAAAGCUAACAAUCUAAGCUUGAGCUACCUUCUCCUACUGGCUCUAAUACUUUGCUUUCUCUGCUCCCUGAUGUUUAUUGGUCGUCCAAUGAAUGUGAACUGCAUGAUACGCCAAGUCGCUUUUGGUGUUGUCUUUUCAUUUUGUGUGACUUGUAUUCUAGCAAAAACCGUUGUUGUUAUCAUCGUAUUUAAUGCAACACAGCCAGACAGCAUAUUAAAGAAGUGGGUUGGGACCAAUGUACCCUCCUAUAUUAUCUUCAUUUGUACAGCAGUUCAAGUCCUUAUAUGCACUUGCUGGCUUACAGUAUCACCACCUUUUCCAGUACUUAACAUGAGCUCUGAACCUGGAUGGAUAAUUAUGGAAUGUAAUGAGGGUUCAGCCAUAGCCUUUUGGUGCAUGCUGGGAUAUAUCUGCAUCCUUUCAGGGAUCAGCUUUCUGGCUGCUUUCAUGGCAAGGAAAUUACCUGAUACUUUUAAUGAGGCAAAAUAUAUCACCUUCAGUCUCCUAGUUUUUGCUAGUGUCUGGCUUUCCUUUAUUCCUGCAUACUUGAGUACUCAUGGAAAGUAUAUGGUCUCAGUUGAGAUUUUUGCCAUCUUAUCUUCCAGUGCUGGAAUGCUUGGAUGCAUUUUUCUGCCAAAAUGUUAUAUCAUUCUACUGAGACCUGAUCUCAACACUAAAGAACAUUUGAUCAAAAAGGGAAAGCUGCAUUAACUAUGAGGUUUGGACAUUUGCAUUAAAUGUGUAAGAAAAUGUCUGUGUGUCUGUCUAUAUUAUAUUUAUAUAUACAUCUGUUUCAUGUACAGUGCAGUUAAGAGUAAAAAAUAGAUGUAUUUUAACUAACUACCUUUUACAAAUUGCUAAAGAUUUCAUCAACAUGAAAACUGCAAUUGACAUUGAGCCUUGUAGAAUAAAGAAGGAAUACUAUUUAAUGUUUUAAAAAGCUAACUGCAUUAAUAUUAAUCAUGUUUUUCUCUUUGUUUAAUAGUAAAUCGCAAUUUGAUGUUCCUGUUUAUUUUUUAUUAUAUUCACUGCAUAUUUUUGUGAUUUUUUUUUCCUUUUCUAGGACUCUAUCAGGCUAUUAAAAAUGUUCACAUGUAUCUUUUGCAGGAUAUUUAAUAUUUUUUCCAAAUGAGCAGCUAAUGAAAUGCAACCAUUUUCAUCAUACAUUGUCCUACAUAUUAUUUUACUGUAGCUGCAUUAGCAGUUUUCUUCAGGAUGUGAGUAUUUAGUUUAGCUGAAUAAGACAGCUUUUACAAUUGCCUGCUUGUUAAUACUCCAUCAAUCACUUAGUAUAUCCUGUUUGAUAUCUUAAAUAUAUUUAUAAACUUUCACAGUUACUAAACCAAACUGUUUCUUAACAUUUUUCAGCAAGUCAGUAUAUUACGUACUUAUUAUUCACAAAUAUUACAUUCUAUUACAUAGCAGAUGUUUU
This is a messenger RNA of Protopterus annectens (West African lungfish), 3086 nucleotides long. Its product is annotated as extracellular calcium-sensing receptor-like. Gene Ontology annotation, biological process: G protein-coupled receptor signaling pathway. Gene Ontology annotation, cellular component: membrane. Gene Ontology annotation, molecular function: G protein-coupled receptor activity. The transcript has 5 exons. Bases 20 to 2365 code for a protein of 781 amino acids. NCBI's taxonomy places the organism in Eukaryota, Metazoa, Chordata, Ceratodontiformes, Protopteridae. The record is from RefSeq and is a predicted model, not a curated record.